Messenger RNA from Prorocentrum cordatum, 1563 nucleotides. NCBI's taxonomy places the organism in Eukaryota, Dinophyceae, Prorocentrales, Prorocentraceae. The record is from the annotation of a GenBank genome assembly.
AUGGCCGUCUUGCAGAAGAUGUGUGUGAAGAGUGCGGCAAGUGCCAAGACACACCAGAGCCGACACCAGCACCGACUCCCUCGCCAACCCCGUUGUCAACACCAACGCCUACCCUGGCGCCAACAGCAGCGCCGUCGCCAGCGCCGACACCAGCCGCCAACACCAACGCCUACUCCAGCGCCAACACCAGCGCCAACAGCGUCGCCAUCAUCAUCGCCACCUGCAGUAACACCAGCACCGUCAGCGCCAACACCAGCGCCUACCCUGGCGCCAAUCCCAUCGCCAACACCUGCGCCGACAGCAGCGUCAACUCCAACGCCUUCUCUAGCUCCAACACCAGCGCCGACGCCAUCGCCAACCCCAGCGUCAACACCAACGCCUACCCCAGCGCCAACAGCAGCACCGUCGCCAGCGCCGACACCAGCGCCGGCUCCAGCGCCUACCCCAGCGCCAACCCUAGCGUCGACACCUGCGCCGACGGCAGUGUCAACACCAACGCCUACUCCAGCGCCAACACCAGCGCCAACAGCAGCGCCAUCAUCAUCGCCACCUGCAGCAACACCAGCACCGUCAGCGCCAACACCAUCCCCAACACCACUUCCAACAACGACGCCAGCACCAACGUCACCGUUCGCGCCAAAUCCAGCUCCAACACCAGCCACGGCGUCAUCGCAGACACCAGCGCCGACACCAGCGCCAGCACCAGCGUCAACAGCAACGCCUACCUCAGCGCCAACACCAUCCCCGACACCAGCGUCAUCGACGACCGCUGUCCUGAAGCCUUCGAGAAUUGCGGGCAGCAUGAAGCUGAGCUUCGGUGACAACGCGGCAGCGGUGGAAGAUCCGCAGGUGAAGCUGGGCGUCGAGAGGGGUAUCGCCGUGAGGAGCGGUCUCGGCGAGGAGAACGCGGAUAUGGUCGAGGCGACCUUGUCGCUGGUGUCCUCGAGGCGCCUCGCCGCUGCGGUCCGCUGGCUCUCCGGCUACUCCGUCCAGGUGGACUUCGAGAUCAACAUCCCGUCGGAGGUUUCGGCCUCGAUCGACGCGUACGACGUGGCUGAAUCGCUCGCCUCGGCAGACGAGGACAGCCUCGCAGACGCGCUGUCGGAUGCCAUCACGUCGGUCGCCGACGCGGGGUACGCUGUGGAAGUCGUUAAUCUGCCGAGCGUGGGCCCUGUCGUAGUGCUAACACCGGCGCCGACGACACAACCUACGCCUACGCCAACAGCAGCACCAAUCUAUUCCAAGGUCCGCGACGCUGGACGCUGCGACGGACCUGCGUACGCGUUCACGGUAGGAAGCGUGGAGGAAUGCGCCGUAUUAUGCAGCGCGGACGUCGUUGUCUGCCUCUAUUUCAGCUACUCUUCGGGGACGUGCCUGCUCACGGACAAUUGUGACGAGGUUGCAGCGGCACCAGACUACAGCGUGUACCAGAUUAGCUCUGGUCGCAAUGGUGUUGCCUCCGAAGCCAUCAGCGGCGUGCAUUUGCAGAAGACCACGUCGGCGCUCAUACGCCUUGCCGCGUUUUUCCUUUCAGUCGCUACGUCGCGGGCGGCCUGCCGUUGA